This is a messenger RNA of Pseudomyrmex gracilis, 2001 nucleotides long. Its product is annotated as serine/arginine repetitive matrix protein 1-like. The record is from RefSeq and is a predicted model, not a curated record. Bases 1 to 2001 code for a protein of 666 amino acids. Lineage: Eukaryota; Metazoa; Arthropoda; Insecta; Hymenoptera; Formicidae. The transcript has a single exon.
AUGAUGUACAAUAAGGAAGAGAGUAGCGUACCGAACCAGGAGCCUCGGAACUCCAGGUCCCGGCACUCAGACGGUAUCGUCCCGGCCGUCUGUGGGUCGUUAUCCAACGACGGGCCCUGCGUCACUUGCCCCGCAGGGGUGGCGCAGGAUGAUACGCCUGCGAUGACUGGCGCCGAGGCGCCAACGCGCAAGGGGGAUGAGUCCCCAUGUCCCGGCCCUUCUCGUGGCCACAGGGGACGAUUGAAGGGUCCAAGACGAAUUAUCUCGGACUCAGAGACGGAAGGUGAGGAUUCCGUCGGCGGACACCAACAUCCGUCCACCCAUGUAAAGGCUCGACCCGGCCCCGCUGCCAUCCCAGGGGACAAACCGGGCGUAGUGUCCCAAGGUAAACUUGGACUCGAGCCUGCUGAGACUCCUCUUCCGCGAGACGCCGACUCCGACUCGGAGUUAGAGGUUGUCUCAGAAAAACUAAGUGGAGCACCACACCGCCAUAUUAAACAACAAUGGCAAACCGGUGCAUCACCCCAGCCCUCCCAGCCUCUUGUUUCCCCCAAGAGGACUAACACCUUGAGAGCGCGGAGGCGCGGCAGGGGUAGACCCCCUACCACCGGGGAAUACGUCGGUCUCGCAGAAGCCAAGCGCCGCUUGGUAGAAGAGACCGAAAGGGAGAUGCAGUUGAGGGCCGAGCAAGAGCUGGCCGAGGAGUUCGACGCAAUCCGCGUCACUACCCGGUCAGCUGCCCCUAGCCAACCUUCCUCUUCCCUUAACCGGGCGGAGGACACGCGCGGAGACCCGCCGAGAAGGCUGAUCUCCAGGGAGAUGCCGACCUCUCAAGUGGUCGAGCAAGCGGCCAAAAUGGCGGAAAAAAUCCGCAACAUGGCCGCCAAAUCCGGCAGGCUGAAGGGGACGUACAUCCGGUGGUUCAAGGAGGCGGCCACCGGACUUGAGGAGGCGGUGGGCAUUGUUGCGGGUCGCAUGGACACCAGUGAAGAGGUCCACCGCCUCACAGCGCUCAACACCAAAUUGAGCGCAGAGGUGUCCAGCCUUCGCGAGAAGGUCGUCUCCCUGGAGUCGGAGAAGGGCGCUGUCCAGGCCAGGUUUGACAGCGUCCUGAAAGAAAACGGGCGCCUGCAGGGCGAAGUGGACGCCGUGCACGAAGAGUUGAGGGACAUGAGGAAGGAGAUCAUGUCCCUCAAAAUGGCGCGGUUAAAGGAGACGAGGGGUCGCAAUCGACCAGCUGGUCGCCCGGCCCCUCCCUCGCCGCCACCAUCGCAAGCCGCUCAAUCGCGGAUGGAGUUGGAGGAGCCUCCCGAGCCUCCUCCAUCCGCGUCACCAUCGAGAGAGCUUCUCUCAGGAGCAACCCCCUCCUCAGCUGAGGAAGGAGAAGCCAGAGAGAGUGGCGGCCCGUGUGAGCGACCGAACGAGUCCGCGUCGCGCAGCCGUUUACCCUCGCCGGAAGUUGGAGGCAGGGGACCGAGGUCCCUUAAGGACCUGGAGAACCGCGUGAUGGAUGCAAUGAGGUCCCAGCUCUCAAUUUUCUGGGAGCAACUCCAUCACCGGUUCUCCCGUCCGUCCUUGGGGGCGGAAAAAGGGGUCAGCAGCCUGCGGGCCAGUACUGGCGGCAAUAGCUCUCCCGCUAGACAAGCGGAAGGGAGCAACCGCACCCCCCACCUAAAGGAAAAAAACCCUUCUUCUGAAAAGAAGGGUAAAAAGAAGAAAAAGAAGACCAACAAAAAGAACGGGAGAGGAGAAAAACCGAAGGGUGGAGAGCCGACUAACUCGGCUGGCGGAGAUGCCCCCUCCACACGGGCCCGUUCCGACCCGCCCCAAUCCUCUUCCACUCAAUUGUGUCUCCCACCCCCACCUAGGGAGACAUGGUCACAGGUGGUGGGGAGAAAGAAAAAGAAGGAUAAACGGGCGCAAGGCCCAGUGGCUGCGGCACCGGCAGCAUUCAGAGCUGGGGGCAAACCCACUGCCAAACCCGGCAAGCGACCGCAGUAG